CUGCAGCUUCUAGGACCCAGUUUCUUUUAAUGAUUUAAAACAAAACAAACAAAAAAAUAAAAAAAUUGUGCCUGAAAUGAAUCUUGUUUUUUUUAUAAGUAGCCGCCUGGUUCCUGUGUCCUGUAACAUGCAGGCGCUUGACCCUUGGUGUAGCUUCUGUUCAACUUUAUAUCACGGGAACGGAUUGGUCUGAUUUCUUGGCCUUCAUCUUGAAUUGGCCACACGCAGGAUCCCUGGCCAGUGGACUGGAAGCUUUGUCUAAGAUGACAAGGGUCAGCUCAGGGGAUGUGGGGGAGGGCGCUUUUAUCUUCCCCGUUGUCAUUUGAGGUUUUGAUCUUCUCUGGGUAAAGAGGCCAUUUAUCUUUGUAAACACAAAACAUUUUUGCUUUCUCCAGUUUUCUGUUAAUGGCGAAAGAAUGGAAGCGAAUAAAGUUUUACUGAUUUUUGAGACACCAGCACCUAGCGCUUUCAUUAUUGAAAUGUCCUGAGUGGGAGGGCCGGGUUUGGGUGCGGCCAGCAGCUUGACUCUCCGGUCGGAGGCCCACGUGGCCGGGGCGGGGACUCGGGCGCCCGGGGCGCCGACUGAUUACGUAGCGGGCGGGGCCGGAAGUGCCGCUCCCUGGUGGGGGCUGUUCAUGGCGGUUCCGGGGUCUCCAACAUUUUUCCUGGUGGUGGUUCUAAAACCGUCCGCAGCGGAGGCACCGGAGCUUGAGGUUCUUGCUGCUGUGAAAUGACCGAGUACAAACUGGUGGUGGUUGGAGCAGGUGGUGUUGGGAAAAGCGCGCUGACAAUCCAGCUAAUCCAGAACCACUUUGUAGACGAAUAUGAUCCCACCAUAGAGGAUUCUUACCGAAAACAGGUGGUUAUAGAUGGUGAAACCUGUCUAUUGGAUAUACUGGAUACAGCUGGACAAGAGGAGUACAGUGCUAUGAGGGACCAAUACAUGAGGACAGGGGAAGGCUUCCUCUGUGUAUUCGCCAUCAAUAAUAGCAAGUCAUUUGCAGAUAUUAACCUCUACAGGGAACAGAUUAAGCGAGUGAAGGACUCAGAUGAUGUACCUAUGGUGCUAGUAGGAAACAAGUGUGAUUUGCCAACAAGGACAGUUGACACAAAACAAGCCCAUGAACUGGCCAAGAGUUAUGGGAUUCCAUUCAUUGAAACCUCAGCCAAGACCAGACAGGGUGUUGAAGAUGCCUUUUACACACUAGUAAGAGAAAUACGUCAGUACCGAAUGAAAAAACUCAACAGCAGUGAUGAUGGGACUCAAGGUUGCAUGGGGUUGCCUUGUGUGGUGAUGUAACAAGAUACUUCUAAAGUUCUAGCAUCAGAAAAGAGCCACUGUCCAGCUGCACUGACGCCCUGGUCCUGACUUCCCUGGAGGAGAAACAAGUAUUCCUGUUGCUGUCUUCAGUCUCACAGAAGUUCCUGCUACUUCCCGACUCUCCAUAGAUCAGUACCACGUUCUCUAUCUGAGAAGUUCUCAGAGUAACUACCUCCUCACUUGGUUGUCUGACCAGAGAAAUGAACCUCUUGUUACUCCCCAACAUUUUUCCACUCUGGGUUCUCCCCAAACACCUCUGCCACCACAGGUUUUUCAUCUGAAAAGCAGUUCGUGCUCUGAAACAGAGAACCAACCACACUGUAGACGUGAAAUUCUCUAGAAAACAAUGUCUUGAGCUCUAAUGUAGCAAAUGCUGGUGAUUAUCUUUUUUUUCUUUUUACUUGGAACUUGGAACUAUAUUUUUUUGGGGGGGGAAUGUCAUAAAUUACUGUUCUGCUGAGAAUAUAGUUAAUGUUGAUGUUUGGUUUGUUUAUAAUGUUAUCGGCUAUAAACUGGCAUCUGCUCUGUAUUCGUAAAUACAGAGGUGAAUACAGACUUUGGAGUCUCUCCUACCCUUCUCGACUUCCAUGCAAUUAAAUCUAACUUUCACAAUGAAGUGCCUUUUUCCUAGAAGUGGUUUGUAUACUUCAGUGGAGUGGAUGUUUAAAAAACCAUGACACGUGGAAAUGAAUGUCUGAGUUAUGUCCGUGACCUCUGCCUUUGAGGGAAGAUGUGCCGAUACACUAGCAGAUGCCAUUUCUUACCUACAUGGGGUUGGCUUUUACCUGUUCUUAGGUUCUCCCAAGAGAAAGUUGAAACUGGAAACAAUUAUAUUUCAUUUGUUUUUUUA
Myotis davidii is the source of this 2171-nucleotide messenger RNA. It is a transcript of the gene NRAS, whose product is annotated as neuroblastoma RAS viral (v-ras) oncogene homolog. Gene Ontology annotation, molecular function: GDP binding; GTP binding; GTPase activity. Gene Ontology annotation, cellular component: plasma membrane. The record is from RefSeq and is a predicted model, not a curated record. Lineage: Eukaryota; Metazoa; Chordata; Mammalia; Chiroptera; Vespertilionidae. Gene Ontology annotation, biological process: Ras protein signal transduction. The transcript is spliced from 7 exons. Bases 731 to 1300 code for a protein of 189 amino acids.